Molecule: messenger RNA, 1451 nt
Organism: Amoebophrya sp. A120
Lineage: Eukaryota; Dinophyceae; Syndiniales; Amoebophryaceae
Source: the annotation of a GenBank genome assembly
GUUGAUUUUGGCAACACACACGGACGCGGAAUCGCUGUGCGCACGCUGGAUGUGCCAAUUGUCUUUGCACAAGUUUAAGCUUGUUCAGAUGUCGAUAGCAGUCCCGUACUCUCCACUUGUAUCAAGUUCUUACGUUUUGCAUCUACCACUUCUAAAUCUAAACGCACGAUGGGGAUGAUGUCUUCUUCGUCCGGAUCAUCGUCCGUCGACACCGCUACUGCGGCUACGGUAACGAAAGCGCUGGAAGCUGAACAAAUGGAAGUAGAGAAAGACGACACCGACGAGGGCUGCGAUUUUGCGAUGCUACAGGAAGAAACUGACGUGCGGGCAAUUUCAAGUGCGCCGACACCUCUUCUUGCAGCACGAAGACUUCAUCAUGGGUCUUCAACUACUAGCGCUGGUGGAACUGUUCUUGGAGCGCAGCCAAGCAUUAGUAAGGCUGUCGAUGAUGGAGCUGUAUGUGAUCAUAACGCUCGGAGUGCGAUGUCGAAACUGCGGUCGCUCGUGGCACAAGUAGACCAGGCCCUGCGUUACUUCGUUCGUGCUCGGGAGACGAAUAAGUCAGUGCUGCCUUUCCUCUGUUUUGUUCUCAUAACCGGGACGGUUCUCGCUUUUUACGACACGUGCAACAUCAGUCCUGGCAAGCGGAAAGACUGUGGGUAUCCCGGAAUAUCGACCCAGCAAUGCGUACUCUACGGCCGUUGGCAGUCGAAGUCUUCUGCGAAGCGCGCUGCUAGUGCUAGUGGCGUCAAAUUACAAAUCAGGACCUUCGUCGGCUGGGCCUCGCUUGGCAGUUCACUCUGGGCCAUAUCAGGGUAGUCAUGUGUGAUAAUUCGAUUUUCUACGUUUCGCUGUAAGAAGCUUGAAAGGAUUCGAGGAUGUGUAGACCUAGUUCCAGUGAAGGGAAAGGCAGUACACGAAGGUGGCGAGUAAGUACUCAUUGUUCAAAAUUUCCAAAACAGCUACGACGUCGGCGGGCUUCUCUUUUACCUCCUGCUUGCAGGAGUGACAACGUUCCAACAGACAGGCUGCUGCUACGACGGCCAGGUGCAGCCCGGGGUUCCUCACUGUUAUUGCUGACCUCCUGGGUACAGGGUCCGCGCCUGUCGAGGUCGACCAGUAGCAUAACAUGGGAAAGACUUUCGAAUAGAGCUGCACACAAAUAAACCGAGGUCGUUAUGCCGACUUGCUGCUCCUGACCCAUAUUCGAGGCGUUUUAACAGGAGCCGAAUACGCCACAUCUAAUGACAAGUAAAGUAUGAUUCGCCAACUCGCCUUGAUGUCUCCGUCUUAAACUGAAUUCAGAAAAUGCCUUACCGGAAGAUAUAUGACUGCUGGCCGCACGUGCGCUCGAUUCUUACAUCUAAGGACAGAAUUAUUGGCAUCGAACAAAGAAACAAAGCACGUGGCGCGACAGCUCGUUCGAUUCGCAAAGUGUGAGUGUCAGUGAC